Messenger RNA from Ctenopharyngodon idella (grass carp), 1472 nucleotides. Its product is annotated as basement membrane-specific heparan sulfate proteoglycan core protein-like. The record is from RefSeq and is a predicted model, not a curated record. Lineage: Eukaryota; Metazoa; Chordata; Actinopteri; Cypriniformes; Xenocyprididae. Gene Ontology annotation, biological process: cell adhesion. The coding region runs from base 86 to 1231 and encodes 381 amino acids. Gene Ontology annotation, cellular component: membrane. The transcript has 9 exons.
GAGGAAUAUCUGUGCAGAUUGUGUGAUAGAGAGAGAGGAGGAGUGUAAAACAGUGAUCCAGACAGAGAAAGAUCUCCAGUUCAUCAUGAAUGUCCGAACCGCAGCGCUGAUUCUCUCUGUCCUGCACGCAGUAUGUGGUCAGAGUCCUGUUGUCUCCGUCCGGCCGCGAACAGCUGCGGUUAAACUCGGCGAGACCGUCAGUUUUCACUGCCGCGUGACGAGCGGAUCACAGCCCGUCCAGCUGGAGUGGAAGAGGAUCAACAACCAGCCGCUGGGAGAUAACGUUAAGCUUGGACCUGAUGGUGCCGUCCUGACCAUUGCCAAUGCCCGUCUCAAUAACCAGGGCGGGUAUCGCUGCAUUGCAACCAACGCACAGGGAAAAUCCACCAUCACGACCAACCUGAGCAUCAGACAGCCUCCAAAGGUGCGCGUGACGCCGUCCGGGCCGCUGACGGUUCGAGCGGGUGAGAGCGUGACUCUCGAGUGCAGCGUUUCGGGGAAGCCACGCCCCUCCAUCAGCUGGUUCAAACAGCAAGGAGGAAGUGAGACGGAGCUUGUUUCCUCGACAACAGACACCACCGCAUCACUACAGGUGACAGUGAUGGCAGCAGAGGACGCUGGGGUAUUUGUGUGCCGUGCUCAGAGCAGGGAGGGGCUUGCUGAGGGGCGGGUGGAGCUGGAACUGGAGGGCGGGGCCUCGGCUCCACAGGCCUCAGUUACAGACACAGAUCUCACGGCUGUGGAGGGUCAGAGCAUCACUAUGCACUGCCACGCCACCGGUUCACCCACUCCGGUCAUUUCCUGGUCGAAGCUGCGGGCGCCGUUGCCAUGGCAGCACAGGGUGAGCGGAGGGAGUCUGACCCUCAGUAACGUGGGACGACAGGACUCAGGUCAGUACAUCUGUAACGCCACGAAUGCGGCGGGCUUCAGCGAGGCCUACGUGCAGCUGGAGGUGGACUCGCCUCCGUAUGCCACCACACUGACGGAUGAGAUUGUCCUUCGUCCUGGCGACGCCUUGCGUCUGCAGUGUCUCGCUCAUGGCACUCAUCCAAUCCGCUUCCGCUGGACCCGUGUGGGCGGAGCCUCCAUGUCAGCAGGGGCGGAGUCCACCAAAGACGGUCUGCUGAAGAUCGCUCGACUGAAAGCGUCAGACAGCGGGAUGUAUAAAUGUGUGGCGACCAAUCACGUGGGAUCCAGCGAAGCACUGACCAAAGUCAUUGUGAGAGCUUAAUUACAGACCAUCCUGCUGAUUGUAAAAAUCUGCCCAUUAAUUAUGAGGACAUGAAAGACUUCAGACCUACAAGUCGAUGAAGCUCAAAGACGAAACAAACGUGAUGUUUUGCUAUGGUGUUCAGAACACCAGUUUUGUCUGUAUGUAUUCUGCUAUUUUGAAUAUUUCUGAAAUGACACAGUAGAAAAGAUGCUUUAACUUUGGCACUCAAGUCAAAUAAACAUAAUGAAGGUCACCAUCA